Tripterygium wilfordii is the source of this 1581-nucleotide messenger RNA. RefSeq lists its product as uncharacterized. Bases 79 to 1377 code for a protein of 432 amino acids. The record is from RefSeq and is a predicted model, not a curated record. Lineage: Eukaryota; Viridiplantae; Streptophyta; Magnoliopsida; Celastrales; Celastraceae. The transcript is spliced from 4 exons.
GGUUUAAGGGACCGUUAAUUUCUGAUUUCUUCAAAGCAAGGAUUCGUUUUAGGGUUUUGGCCUUUGUCAUUGCAGUAAAUGGUCUUGUGGCGUCGACCUCGGGUGAGUCCCGUUUCGAAUAUCCGGCGAUUGUGUACUGCAUUACGGCGUUGUGUAGAGGACGAGGGUGACUGGUUCUACUCAUCGGAAUGGUGGGGAACGGACUCCGAUGGCCACACAAUUAUCCGUUCGACUUCCGAUAAAGGAAACGGCGUCGUGUCAGUCCUUGCUUACCCUUCUUCCCGACCGUACGAAAUUUACUGGCCGGAGACAGAGAAAUGGCUUCAGCGGAGGUAUGCAGAAAUACAUCCAGGUCAUGAACACAAUGAUAGCUUUAGAAUACUUGGAUAUCAAUGGCGUACUCUCCGUUUUAAUGACGAUACACGCCAGAGCACUGCUAAAGUGAUGGCUGCGUACCGGGAAUCGGAACCUGGCUCUGUUUGUUUAAUGCAGCAACCACAUUGUCUGGCUGUUCCAUAUGUUAAGAGUAUGGUAUCAGCUGGUUUUGCUAGCAUAGCAUCUUCUGAUUAUGACCUAUUGAAGGCAAUACAAGGGAAGAAAACAAUGCAUGUGCUCUGUAUUGGUCAUGGUGGUGGAAGCUUGCCUUUGUUUCUGGCCAGUAAAAUUCAAGGUGCCAUUGUUCACAUCGUUGAGAUCGACCCCCUUGUUAUAUCCACUUCAAUUCAAGCAAUGGGCUUUCCAUCUUAUGCAGUUAUUAAACCAUCUGGUGAGCGUGCCCUCCCAAAACCGAGUACCAUGGAUGAAGUACUGUGGAAGGGCAUCCAUGAGAGGCUUUACCUCUUUGAAUCAGAUGCUGAGAAGUUUGUUCUUGAAACCACAAAUCUAUACGAUAUGGUAUUCAUCGAUGCUUACGAUGGUGAUGACGUCUUCCCUCACAAGUUAUGGGACCCAAAUUCCUCAUUCCUCAAAGCUCUCAGUGACCAUCUGCAUCCUGCACAUGGAACUGUGGUGGUGAACCUUCAUUCGGAUUACGAUAUAUUAGACUCUGGCAAUUGUGCUUCAUAUUUCUACCAGACGCAUCUACCAAUGGGAAAGUAUGUCGGCGAAGUAUGCCAAGCAUACAAGGAUGUCCUGUUGGGAAAUGGAAAUUGUGGUGAUGGCAAAGAAGGUUUUGGUGCGGCAUUCACUGUUGCGGUUCCAUGGGUUUGUAAUACAUCUCUUGUCGUAUGCAGGGGAUUCGGGAGCAAUAUUAGGUGUGGUGGUAAGCAUUUUGUUGCUGAUGCAGUGAUGUCAAAAUCCCUUGAAGUUGAACAUAUGUUAAACUUACCAUUCUCAUGUUUGCAGUUUAUAAAAAGAGGUUUUGUCCUUGUUGAUUAAGGCCGACUGUUUCUCCUUCACUUAGCCUGAGAAACAAACUUAUUUUAGAAAUGGGCCUUUUGUCUACUUCAAGAAUUUUACUUGGUCCAUGUAAAUUUUGGGUACUUGGAGGGUGUACUUUGUCCAGGUACCUUAGCAAUUUAUUUCCUUAUUAAUCCUAACAAUGAUUUUAAAUUUAUGGUUCGAUCUUCGAACUCGAGAAUA